CUCAACCUUUGGACGACUGGCGAGUACGUUGCGGGAGAUAGCGAUCCAGUUUCUCGCACGCAUGAGAAACAUUCCAAAAAGUCGAAAGUGAGAAAAAGAAAAUACUAGAUUGUCAUUUCGAUUUCGCCAUACGGAUAAUUACCAGAUGAGGCCGUGGAGCAACAUGUCGACUUCCUGGCAGCAGCGUCCUCAUCGAGCAAAGGAGAUUAUUGAGAGUACAGUGGUUGUUCCUGCAGUGGCCAUGUGCCUGGUUGCAGUUGCUCCUCACUAUUUCAUUGCUUGGCUGACAUGGAGGGGACUGUCUUCAAUUUUGCCAGAUUGGCUCUAUCAGAAAGGAGAUGAUUUCUGCUAUGUGAUUUACCAAACAUACGUCUUGUUCUUCUUUGAGCAUUUCACUGGCACAAAGUUCAUCUUUGAUGGUGAUGCAGAAUUUGCUUUCAGGAAGAAAGAAAAGGUCCUUUAUCUUGCCAAUCAUCAGUCAGCAGUGGACUGGGUUCUCAGCAAUGUAGUGGCCGUCAGACAGGGUUCUAUAGGACACCUUCGAUAUGUGAUGAAAUCCUCACUACAGAUCAUACCUCUGUAUGGCUAUUAUUUCUAUCAACAUGGCUGUAUUUAUGUGCGAAGAGGACAGUUUUCCCAGGAGAAGAUGCUGACUGGUCUUCAGUAUUUACAAAAUCCAGCCAUCACAAGUUGGCUUGUCGUGUUUCCUGAAGGAACCAGGUUUAAUCCUGAGUGCAGAACCCUCAUUGAAAAGUCAGAAAAGAUAGCCAAGGAUGCAGGGUUACCAGUAUUAAAGCACCAUCUCACUCCUAAGCAUCGUGGCUCAUUCAUGGCUUUGCAGGCCCUCCAUAAAAAUUUGGAUGCAGUUUACAACAUCACAGCUGUGUAUGGAUCUUCAGUGACGCCAGAUGGUAGAAGGGUCCAAGCCCCACAGCUCACAGGUUUCUUCAAUAAGUCCUGUCAGUGGGUCUAUGUCCACAUUGAGCGAGUGCCAAUGCAAGAAGUGCCAUUAGAAGAGGAAAAAUUCAGACACUGGAUGCAUGAAUGCUUUGUGCACCGUGACAGGUAA
Messenger RNA from Darwinula stevensoni, 1069 nucleotides. The record is from the annotation of a GenBank genome assembly. Lineage: Eukaryota; Metazoa; Arthropoda; Ostracoda; Podocopida; Darwinulidae.